Molecule: messenger RNA, 1513 nt
Organism: Tinamus guttatus (white-throated tinamou)
Lineage: Eukaryota; Metazoa; Chordata; Aves; Tinamiformes; Tinamidae
Product: hyaluronidase-1
Biological process (GO): hyaluronan catabolic process; carbohydrate metabolic process
Cellular component (GO): cytoplasmic vesicle
Molecular function (GO): hyalurononglucosaminidase activity
Source: RefSeq, a predicted model, not a curated record
CAGCUCCUGCACCACGUCCUCGCUCGCUGGCACCAUGGCAGCCACACACUACACCUGGGCCUUGCUGCUGGUCCUGCCCGUGGUGGCCUGGGCUGGGGGCGCUGGCCCUGUCCUGAACCGGCCCUUCGUCACCAUCUGGAACGCGCCCACCAAGGCCUGUGCCGAGAAGUACAACGUCACCCUCGACCUGAGCGUCUUCGACAUCGUGGCCAACACCGACCAGGACUUCGACGGCGACGACGUCACCAUCUUCUACAGCAAGAGCCUGGGCCUCUAUCCCUACUACACGUCCGCGGGGACUCCCGUGGAUGGCGGGCUGCCUCAGAACGCCAGUCUCCAGACCCACCUCCACCAAGCCGCCAGUGACAUCGAGACCGCCCUGCCCAGUGCCUCCUACGAUGGCCUGGCUGUCAUCGACUGGGAAGCGUGGCGCCCACUGUGGGCCCGUGACUGGGAUGCCAUGAACAUCUACCGGGAGAAGUCAGAAGAGAUGGUCCGCAAGGAGCACCCGUUCUGGCCCUCUAGCCUGGUCAAGGAAGUGGCGAAGCUGGAGUUCGAGCAGAGUGCCCGUGCCUUCAUGGAGCAGACACUGAAGCUGGGCGAAAUCCUCCGGCCCGAUGGCUACUGGGGCUUCUACGGCUUCCCCGACUGCUAUAACAACGACUUCGACAGCUGGGACUACACGGGCAGGUGCCCCCUGAUCGAGCAGGCGAGGAACAGGGAGCUCUACUGGCUGUGGGAGAACAGCCGCGCGCUCUACCCCAGCAUCUACCUGCCCCAGCAGCUCAGCGGCACCAACAAGGUGCUCAGCUACGUCCGCAACCGCGUGGCCGAGGCCUUCUCUGUGCAGGACUUUGUCGUUGAGACCAGCAUCCCUGUCCUGCCCUAUGCCCAGAUCACCUUUGAGAACACCGACAUCUUCCUUUCUGAGGAGGACCUGGUGAACACCAUUGGCGAGAGCGCAGCCCAGGGCGCUGCCGGCGUCGUGCUGUGGGGCAGCCUCAACUACAGCAGCUCCGAGGAGAUGUGCCUGAAGCUGAAGAACUACCUGGAUGGGGACCUGGGCCACUACAUUCUCAAUGUGACAACCAGCGCCCAGCUGUGCAGCCAGAAGCUGUGCUCCGGGCAGGGCCGCUGCGUGCGCAAGAAGGACAAGGAUGGCUUCCUGCACCUCGACGCCUUUGACUUCACCAUCGAGAAGGACUCCAGCCAGACGCACUUGGAGGUGCACAGCACAACAUCUAACACUGCCAGCGACAGCAAGACGUCCAGCACCGACAGCAAGACAUCCAGCACCGACAGCAAGACAACCGGCACCAGCACCAACGGCAAGACGUCCAGCACCAGCAGCAAGACAUCCAGCACCGACAGCAAGACAUCCAGCACUGACAGCAAGACAUCCAGCACCGGCAACAAGCCCCGACAGCAAGACAACCGCCACCAGCACCAACGGCAAGACGUCCAGCACCAGCAGCAAGACAUCCAGCACCGACAGCAAGACAUCCAGCACUGA